AUGAAUCUGACCGAAUUUAACCAAUUUAAUCGCUGUGUGCAUUUCUCCUGUCCAGAGCGAGAUGCAUCACCAGUUUAUAUCUUACUCUAUGUGUGUUCAGCUGCUGUGGUUCUUCUAACAGUGUGUGGAAAUAUGCUGAUCAUCAUAUCUGUUUUUCAUUUCAAGCAGCUUCAAACACCAACGAAUAUUCUUGUGCUCUCUCUGGCGGUGUCAGAUUUCCUCGUGGGUGCUUUAGUGAUGCCUCCGGUGUUAAUUUGGACGAUCGAGUCAUGCUGGAUUUUCGAUAAACGUUACUGCAUCUGUCUGCUGACCACUUCUUUUAUUCUUGCAAAUCUGUCCAUCUACAAUGUUGCUUUAAUUGCUGUGGAUCGGUAUUUGGCUCUCUCAAACCCUUUUUUCUACACAAACACAAUCUCUACAAAGAGUAUGUGCAUCGUGGUUUAUUUUAACUGGUGUUUGUGUCUGCUGUAUAACACAUCACUCUAUUAUUUCAGUGAGAGCUUUGCAAAUUCUGUAAUGUGUCCUGGUGAGUGUUUUCUCUUAAUGAAUGAGUUGUCCCUUGCAAUUGACCUUGUAGUAACCUUCAUAUUUCCACUUUCUGUCAUAAUCAUAUUGUAUACUCUAGUUUUUGUGAUUGCUAAGAAACAUGCCACUGCUAUCAGAGAACUUAAUAAUAACUCACGUUUUAAAACACAGAAAAUCAACUCACACUCAAUGAAAUCUGAAAGAAAAGCAGCUAAAGUCCUCGGCAUUUUAGUGUCUGUGUUUCUGGUGUGUUUACUCCCAUAUUUUAUUUACACUUCAUUGGGUGAUGUUAUUGUAUUACAGUUAGAAACAAUUCAAAAAGUUUUGAUUUUGCUUUAUCUUAACUCCACCAUUAAUCCAGUUAUUUAUGCUUUGUUUUACCCAUGGUUUAGAAAAUGCAUUAAGUUAACUAUAACACUACAAAUAUUUCAAACAGACUCUUCGUUAAUCAGUGUUAUUUCUUGA
Messenger RNA from Clarias gariepinus (North African catfish), 990 nucleotides. RefSeq names its product trace amine-associated receptor 13c-like. Gene Ontology annotation, biological process: G protein-coupled receptor signaling pathway. The coding region runs from base 1 to 990 and encodes 329 amino acids. The transcript has a single exon. Lineage: Eukaryota; Metazoa; Chordata; Actinopteri; Siluriformes; Clariidae. Gene Ontology annotation, cellular component: membrane. Gene Ontology annotation, molecular function: trace-amine receptor activity. The record is from RefSeq and is a predicted model, not a curated record.